AUGUCAGACUCUAUUGAUAAGCAUUUACCUUAACAAAGCUCCUACAAGACACCUUAAGAAUUCUUAGACUAAGUAACUCUAACAGUUGAUACUGCAGAGAAAAUUUACAAGCAUGAAGAAAGUCAUUUGUACCCUACAAGUAGUGUGGAUGAUGAGUAUGUAAUCAUUGUGCUCAGGAUAAUGGAUGACAAACUCAGAGAGUUUUAUGGCGGCAACUUUCUCGUCCAGCAAUGGGUCAAAAAGAGAAAGCUCUUCCAAACUGUUCACAAAGCAAAACCAAACAGAUUCUUCUUGUACAAGCAAAGAUACGUCUACUCUUUGUCAGGUCACACUGAGGAAUGCCAAUGGAUCUACAUUGUAAACUUCUUCCAAGAAGUCUUCAAUAAGAUUAGACACCCCCUAUUCACAAAGAACAGCAUUGAUGGAUCUCAUGAACUUUAACUCUUCGCUGAUGCCAAGCUAAUGAUGGUAUCAUCUCAUGACAAGAUCAUGUGGGCCCCCUUUAAGUUUGAGGAGAGCAAAGAACCAAUCGCUGAAGAGGGCAAAGAUGAUUCAGGGGAUAAGCUUCCAAGAUCGGCCUCAGAUGAACACAGUAUGGAUCUUUCUCAAAAUGAUAUCUAUGUACCCAAGAAAAAGGCUAAGAAUGACGAAAAAGGCAAUUAAAACCUCAAGGCAAAAGUGCUCGAGACAAAUUUCAGAAGUGUCUUCUCUAAUCUCGAAGGAGAACAACCUGAGUUCUUGCAAUUCCUUGAUAUCGGCUUUGAAGGGUUCCAGUAAAAAGAAAUAAACUUAGUUUGUGAGUGUGAGACUAAGAUCGUCGUCUAUAAAAUUGUUCCAAUCAAGCUGAGAAAGUUCACUGUUUUCAAAAUCUAAGAAAAGUUCAAAUUUGACAAGAUGGCAAUCGGACUACAAUUUGGAGAAAUCAUUCACACAGUCAAGAUGGUAUAGAUUGGUGACAUUGAAAACAUCUAUUUACUAACUAAAGGUCAAGGUGAAUUGAUCCUAUUGACUGAAAAGAAUAUUGAAAUAGGAACAGAGUUGGGCAAAACUCUAGCUAAAUUAACUUUGAGAAACGUGAGAGAACUUGAAGAGAAAUUCCAGCCAAGGAAAAACAUUAUGAAGGGAGGUAAGGACGAAGAAGAUCCAGAUGAUCCUCUAUCAAGCAAGGAUAUUGUUAUCAAGCUGAAAUCCUACUUUGUAAGAAGAAGCAACAUCUAUCUCGAGGAGACUAAUGAUCAAAUCAGAUGUCUUGAGAGCUCCAUGUGUAAGCUUCAAAAGCCACUUAAGAAAGCUCAGAGAUUGCUCGAUGAUACCAAAGAAGGUAUCUAGCUAAAGGAGGUUUCAGUCCAUCUUGGCUUCUACUCUGAUUACUUGAUAGCUAGUACCGCUGUGCUUCUUUCUCACGGCAAAAUCCUUUCAAUCUUCGACUUCAAAACUUCCAAAUGGUCUCAUGUUCUUCCGGACUAACAAGGUGGUAGUACUGCUGCUGAAGAGGAUGAUGAUUUAGACAAGCGUCAAUGUUACUUUGGUGUGCCAGACGAAGAAAUCCAAAGUCUAAGAUUAAACAAUAUCUUUCAGAACUCUAUCUAUGAUUGCUUGGUGCUUUACAAAGGCAAAUAUCUAAGAAGACUUAAGUACUUUAACGAAGUGCAAAAGACCUGCUUUGAAAAGGCUAUAAUCUUUAAGGGAGACAAAGUCAAACAGAUUGUUAAAAACUACGAUAUGAGUCUCUACAGAGAAUGUGGUGACUCUCAAGCAAGGACUUACUUUAUGGUAUACAGCUCUCAGACCAAGAAACAUGAUAUCUGGGUCAGUGAAAAUGGAUCUAGAAUUACUAAACUUAUCAGAAAUAUUGAUUAGCAAUGGAUUAUCCUCAACCUCUAGAAUUCGCCCAGUGAUUUACUUGGUAUUUAUGAGCCUCAUCUCAAGAGACUGAGUUUCUAUAGAAUUGAACAUGCCAGACAAUGUUUAGACACUUCCGAGCUGUAAGCAUUCAUCAGCAUCAGAGUAGACAACUGGACACCAAAGGAAGAGACUUACCAACUAGUCAACGUUAGCUACUUCUUCUUCAAGAACACUCUCUACUACAUCCAAGAUGGUAAUCUCAUUAAGUACAAUCUAAAGAAGAAAACUCACGCUAUCACUGAGCUUAACUUCAAGAGUGCUAUCAAAGAAUUCUUCAUGACUGCCAGUGACUCUAUUUAUUACAAGGACAAAAACAACGUGUUCAGAUUCGCUAACCUAGGCAUCUAGAAAGUCUUUGAUAUUUCCAAACUUCCAACUAAGCUUUAUGACUGCAAGGGAGCGUUUGUGUAAAAGCUGGACUAUUGCAUGAUGACUAGCAGAUUCGCCUGCUUUACCUCGCCCUUCAAGGUCUCUAUCACUCCUAAUCUUAGCAAUUACUCUAUUGAUUUGAUGUCUACUCUUAACUUCGAAUAGAACUUUGUCUUCUGGAGAUAAAUUGGCAACAGACUCCACGCUUUCAAACAGCCCAAUAUAGUUGUAUCUUGGGACUUAGACAAUGGAAAAGUUUUAAAGAGCUAAGAAUUCAACAUUAACUUAAAAGGCUUUAAAAAGCAUACUGACUGGAACGGCUCUACUCUAUUAAAGCAAGUCAGAGACUAGACUUUUGACGCAAAAAACAGUGAGGAUUACCCAGCAGACUCUCACGCUUAUUAGGAAGAGAUCAAGGCAAGAAUUCAGUACCCUAAUAGACAGCUGUUCUCCCUCAUUGAACUAGACUACGAUGGAAAUAUUUAAGAGAAAUGCAGAUUCCUCUUUGAUUUAAAGAUAGGCUAGCAGUUGUUCGUCAGCUACCCUUACCUACUCAUGAUGGACAAUGAGUGCACUAAAUUCUACAUCUUGCAAAGUGUAGGCGAUAGCGAUGGCAAGUUUAAAAAUCCAAAGUUUGAUAACACAUUCUAUGAACUUUAGAUGCUAGUAGGAAGGCCCACCUACUUCUCACCCAAUCUACUUUAUAGAAUCUACAUAGAUAAGGAGACUUAAUAAGUAGUCAUUGGAAACACUUUGAUGAACACCGAGUGUUUGAGAAUAGAUCUGAAAGAUAACUUGAUGUAUUAGGCUAUGCAAACUAAUCCCAUGAUCUACUUCCAUGAUGACGACAAAAUAGUGUACUUAACAGUCCAAGGCAUUGAAAAGGUCAUUGAGAUUGUAAAGAUUCAAAAGAAGCGUAGGACUCUUUAUGAGCUCAAGGAGACUGCUAACUGCUACUACAGUAAGAAGGAACUGAUCAGAAGAGUCUUGAUAGAUAACUUUAACUUCAAGAAGGAUCUUUCAGCUCAGAUCAAGCAUCUUAAAAUGCUGUAGAUUAGAGCAACCAUUGUCAAGAGAGGUCUGAUGCUAAAUGAGUAUUUGCUGGAUGAUGUAGAGAAAAAGAAGACUUCAAUCAAGAGUGAGUACCCAGACAACAACAUAGGCAACUUCAGUGUGUUCCUAGUUGACUGCUUCAGAAGAGAACUCAACUUCAGUUACUUGGCUUGGAAGGUCAUUGAACAAAUCAAAAACAAAAAGCUCAGUAUCCUCAACUUGAAAAAGAAAUAUGUUAAUCUAUUGACAUUCACUAUUCUGCCCAAUCAAGAGAAUAUUCUUCAUUACCUGAAUGACAACUUUGAAGAGUUAGAGAACUUCUUAAAGAUCAUCAACGAAGUGCCUCCAGUUAAAAUUGGUGCUAAGUACAAAAAGAAGGUAGAGGAGGACAUUACAGUCAACGACAUUCCAUUCCUACCUAAUGUGCAUGGCUAGACCCCGCUCCAUAUAUCAAUCAAAAAGAACAACACCAGAUUUACAGAUAAGAUUGUGACUGUGCUAGCUGACACUGAAUUCGAUCAUCACAGCAGAUUUAUCAUCAACCAGCUUCACAAAUUGGUCGACCAGGUACCUUAGGCUCUUGGUUACUAUCUAGAGAAGAGACAGAGAACUACAGAUUGGAUCAAGCACUACACUAGAGGCAAAAUUUAGCCAGUCCCUGAGUGCGAGUUCAUGAUGGCUUCAAACAGCAUGUGGGAUGAAAACCUUGAAGAAUCACUGCCUGCCAUCAUGUUCAAUGAGGAGGUCAUUGAAAUGCCACUGUAGAUGAGCGUGCUUGACUUGCCAAACAUGCAGAAAUAUGAUAACAAGAACGCUGACAAGCUGCUUAUCACUCUGUCUGAAACAGACAACAUUGAUUUAUUCGCUAGUGCCUCUAUCAGAGCAAUUAUUGAAUUGAAAUGGCCUCUGGUCAAGAAAGCAAUGAAGAAAUAUCUGCUCUAUCCAUUCCUGCUUAUGCAUUUCUCAUUCCUUUACUAUGCGGUUUACUUGUUCGAAUCUCUGUAAGAAUCUGAAGGGAAGAAAGAGGAUAUUGGUUGGGACUUUUAGAACCCAAAAUUCUGGAUUCAAAAUCAGAAGCAACUGAUUAAGCUCCUGAUUCUUUUCCUUGCUGUCUAUUUCUUCGUCUUGAAUUUCAGACAAUUCGUAAUCCAAGGCUUCAAAAAGUAUUUCACUAGCCCCUGGAACUACAUUGACUUGAUCCCCCUAACAAUGAUCACCUGCUCUAUGUCGAUUGAGUAUUUCUUUAAUUUUCCAACUACUGAGAGAGCUAUUAACUCCGUCUCAGUGUUCUUCAUGUGGCUCAAAUGUCUCUAUUUCCUCAGAAUGAACAGAACCUCAUCCAAAUUUAUCAGUAUGAUCGUGGCUGUUAUUGGUGACAUGCAGAUCUUUUUGGCUGUGUUUAGUGUAUCACUGAUUACAUUCUCCCAGAGCAUGUUUAUUAUCUCAAACAACAACCCUGAGGAUGACAAAUUUAUCGCAACCUUCCCAGAGUCCUUACUUUUCACUUACAGAAUUGCGCUUGGUGAUUUUGAAACUGAUAAACUUGGAAGCACUGACACUGCAAUCAUUAUGUUCUUAUUCAUAUUAUCAACUCUCUUCCUUUGCGUUGUCAUGCUUAACUUGCUCAUUGCCAUUAUUUCUGACACUUAUGCCAGAGUAGAAGGUACUAGUUAAAACGAGCUAUAUAAGAAUUUGGCUGAUCUUAUUAUGGAAAAUGAGUAUCUUGUUCCAAAAGGUUAAUAAGACGAGCAUGACAAUAAGGGAUCCUAUUUGUACAUCGCACAAAUAGAUGCUAAUGAAGCCACCUAGGAUAAGUGGGAGGUUGUUAUUUCAGACCUUCACAGAUCCACACUCUAAAGAACAUCUAUUGUUGACAAAACUUGCAAAGAGUUGGCUAAGCAGUUGACACUCAUACUUCAACAAACUAAAGAAAAGUUUGAAAUGCAAUAUCAAGAGGAGCAAAGCAAGAAUGAUACAAAGUUCAGAACGCUAAUGAAGAAAAUAGAGAAGUCUAACCCUAGAACAAGUCUCUUAGGAGGUGAAGAUGUUGCUCUCACUUUAGGCAGAUUAUAGUCUUAAUUUGACUAUGAUAACGUUUCGCAAGCAUAAACCAGAUUAAAUGCUCCUAAAUUAGCUAAUAUUCCUUCAAGAAAGCAGAGAAGAUCAGCUAGACCAGCUUCUAACUAAAUGAGAGAUGGUGACAGAAGCCAUGACUCUCAGGCUCAAGCUUGA
Molecule: messenger RNA, 5559 nt
Organism: Stylonychia lemnae
Lineage: Eukaryota; Ciliophora; Spirotrichea; Sporadotrichida; Oxytrichidae
Source: the annotation of a GenBank genome assembly